This is a messenger RNA of Zingiber officinale, 1789 nucleotides long. RefSeq lists its product as uncharacterized. The coding region runs from base 270 to 1592 and encodes 440 amino acids. Lineage: Eukaryota; Viridiplantae; Streptophyta; Magnoliopsida; Zingiberales; Zingiberaceae. The record is from RefSeq and is a predicted model, not a curated record. The transcript has 3 exons.
UUUGAUUUAUUAAACACUCGCUGCUUUUCGGAAGUAAUUUCUGAGAUUAUUAUUAAUUUGGGGGGAAACUUGCGAUGAAUAAAGCGGAGGAACGGAGCAAAUCAAUCGCGAUCUCAAUCUUUUUCCCUUCCUUCGUCCCUCUUCCUUCUGCUUCUUUCGUCGGAGCCAUCUCCGUUCUUUGAUCGCGGUGAGGGCGUCUCUGAUCCCGGAUCGCCAGAGCUUCAUGCGAUUAAAAUUUAUACACAAUGGUUUGAAAGAACUAGAAAUUCAUGGCAGCUGCAGAAGUAAGGACUGCUUGGCAGCGUGCUGCAAACCGUUGCCUCGUACAGGAAGAUGCAAAGCGAGCUCCAAAACUUGCUUGUUGUCCAUCGUCUACCCCACAAAAUGAUUCAGGAAGUGGAAGCACAACAACUGUACAAGAUUAUUUUAUUCCCAAUAUCAUACCUAACAGAAAUUCCAUGAAUUAUAUUCUGUCACCUGAAACAAAAUGGUGGCUUCAGAUGCAACCAAACUUAGGAUAUCAUAAGGAUUUUAUUUGCAAGCAACUAAGCUCUUUAGAAGAUGAGGUCAAAAGUGACAUGGAUGCUGUGCUCACAAAUAGGGAUUCUUUGUCAAAUGACUCUAGCAACUUUGUUGCUACAAAGGAAGACUCUUUUCUGAAGUCUCCUGAGAUAGUCUCAUCAGUUUUCAUGACACCGGAUGCUGAAAGAAAGGUCAAAGAGAUGAAUACAAAAAGCUAUUCAGAACACUCGCUAAAGAUAAAGAGAGCCACGGAUGGUUGCCUUCAUAAAGAGGAACUUCUGAGCCAGACACCUGAUCCCUUUUCCCUGAAAAGACCAGAGAAAACUUCUUUAGAUCUUGAAUCACCAUGGUCUGGGACUACCAAGUCUGAGCCAUGGUGGCGUAUUGCAGACAAAGAUGAGUUGUCUUUGUUGGUUUCCCAAAAAUCAUCGCAGCAUAUUGAAAAUUGUGAUCUUCCUAAACCUAGCCAGACAAUUCAUGUCCCGAUAGGAAAGCUAGAUGCAGGUAUAUGUGGUGCCAAUGAGUAUUCAGACAAUACUUCUUCGUGUGGUUUUGAUGAAAAGUUCUUUUAUUCCGGGGUAAACAUGUUGCACCAAUCAGAGAAGUUGUACAGUAGUCAGGCACAAGGUCAUCUUAAAAGGAAACCUCCUGCUGAUCAGACAUUCAAGAAUGACCUUUCAAGAUCCAAUCUGCUGGAUGCGCUUCGCCAUUCCCAGACCCGAGCUAGGAAAGCAGAAAUGGAGGCCCAGAAAGCUCAUGAUGAAAAGGAACAUAUAAUCAAGCUUUUGUUCAGACAAGCGUCCCACCUUUUCGCAUAUAGACAGUGGCUACAAAUGUUGCAGUGGCAGAAUCUUUUUCUCCAGCGUCAACUCAAGGACCAUCCGAUUUCCACCAGUGUUCCGAACUUCCCAGUACUGCCUCAACUUCCAUUGAAAGGGAAACACAGAGAAGGGAGGAAAAAGCAGUGUAAAAUCUGCAAACUUGCACUUGCACUUGCUGUCGGAUUGGGUCUGGCCGGUGCAGGAUUGCUGCUCGGCUGGACGAUUGGUUGCUUGUUUCCCCCAGUAUAGAAUUGCUAUCAUCCUUGCAAACAGGUGAUUGUAUGUUGGGCACAUUUUGUGGCCUAAUGAAAAAGUUGGGCUUCCGAAGCUGGUUCAUGUACUCGGAGUUCAUCUUUCAAUGUACAUGGUUUCUGCUGUACAUAAACAAUUACAUUGAGACUUGUCUACAUGAAAUUAUUCUGCACAGAUACGGUGGCUUUGAUUGA